Molecule: messenger RNA, 867 nt
Organism: Mesorhabditis spiculigera
Lineage: Eukaryota; Metazoa; Nematoda; Chromadorea; Rhabditida; Rhabditidae
Source: the annotation of a GenBank genome assembly
AUGACGUUACGAAAGGAUAAACGGAAGCGAAGAAGAAGCUCCGUCUCGGAAAGUCAACACGCAGACGAAAAGUUCAGCCCGCAAUCAGAUGACCGCUUCAGCAAGGUGUUCGAUGAGGACGAUGAUGAGGCAGCUCCAUCCCGCCAAGAAAACGAGCCAGACGUCGCUGGAGUCAAGCCGGAAGUGAAGGAGGAGAUUGAGGACGAUGAGGACUUUGUCGACCCUGAGCGAAAGCAACACAAAUCGGGCGUCGUCUACUUUUCCGUCAUUCCGCCCGGGUUCAACGUGGCCAAGUUGACGGACGAGAUGAACAUGUACUCGAAGGGAUGCGUGGGCCGGAUUUAUUUGGUGCCCACAAGAGCCUCCGAAAAGUUCAAGACUCGCACGGCCCCCGAAAACAACGAUCGCGGCAGCAAGAAGAAGCGCCACCUCACCUACAAGGAGGGAUGGGUGGAAUUUUCACGGAAAAGCGUGGCGAAGCGAUUGGCGAAAUCGCUAAAUGGCGUAGAAGUGCAGGUGAAGGCCAAGCAUCCAGCGUCGGGCACCAUGUGGCUUUGCAAGUACCUUCCGGGUUUCAAGUGGAUUCAUCUGAUGGAGCAGAUGGAUUACGAGAGGAAGGUGUCGAUGCAACGGAUGAAGGUCGAAAUCACGCAAGCCAAGAAGGUCGCCGAGCACUUUGCCACCCAAGUCGAGAAGGGCGCCCAUCUGCGCAAGCUCGAGGAGAAGGUGCUGAAGAAGGGCGGCCUCUGGGAGAAGCACCAGCGCGACAUCGAGCAGCGGAAGAGCCGCGCCGGCAAGAAGAAGCCCAAGACGGACCGCCAGGCCGCCAAGGACGAGGACGAUUUGAUGAAGCUGAUCUACGCCGAC